Molecule: messenger RNA, 1122 nt
Organism: Coniosporium apollinis CBS 100218
Lineage: Eukaryota; Fungi; Ascomycota; Dothideomycetes
Product: CDK-activating kinase assembly factor MAT1
Exons: 3
Coding region: 1-1122 (373 amino acids)
Biological process (GO): regulation of transcription by RNA polymerase II; nucleotide-excision repair; positive regulation of cyclin-dependent protein serine/threonine kinase activity
Cellular component (GO): transcription factor TFIIH holo complex
Molecular function (GO): cyclin-dependent protein serine/threonine kinase activator activity; protein binding
Source: RefSeq, a predicted model, not a curated record
AUGUCCCGUCUCGCGCAGCGCGGCGGCACUGCUGCCGCCACCAUCUCCACGACUGCACUACCUAUGCCCUCCGAUGACGCUAUAUGUCCAGUAUGCAAAGCGUCACGAUACUGGAACUCCCAGGUGCCGAUGUUGAUGAACCCGGAGUGCUACCACAAGAUCUGUAAGGAGUGCGUGGACCGAUACUUUUCGCAUGGACCUGCGCCGUGUCCAGUUGCAGGAUGCGGGAAGACACUACGGAGAAACCGGUUCCGGAAGCAGACGUUUGAGGAUCUGCAGGUGGAGAGGGAGAUUGACAUUAGGAAGUGGCUUGCUGGAAUCUUCAACCGUCGAGAAGACGAGUUCGACUCGCUAAAAGACUACAACGACUACCUCAACCAAGUCGAAGACUGGACCUACAACCUAAUCCAGAACAUCGACGUCGAGGCUACCAAGAAGCAAAUCAACGCCUACAAAGAAGCGAACCAAAAAGACAUUGCCGAAAAUGUCUCCCUCGCGAACCAAGAGCAUCUCACAUACGAGCAGCGCCAGGCCGCCGAGAAGCAACAAGCGCGGCUACGGCGUGAGGCCGCCCGCCGCGAAGCCGAGGAGGAGCGCCGGAUCAAGGAAGAGGGCAGGAACAGCAUACUAAACAAAGUCGCAUCCGGCGAGGCGAAUCUUAGGGACACCAACAGAGUCGAGCUCAAGCGCGCCUCAGGGCGAGGACCAGCUAAGCCGCAGUUAACCGAUCCUUUCCUGGAAGAUGCAUCUAAGGGUGCAGCAAGCCCUGGCUUCCAGAUCAAAGGCCUGAAGAAGCGCGUGCAAGUUGCGCCUGAGGCACCGUUUGAUCCCUUUGAGGGCUUGUUAUACAAGCCGCAGUAUCAUGUUGUCCGGGACAACUACCCCUGGGACUUUUUGGACAGCACGCGGAAGGAUAUUAAACAUGCGGCGGGUGGCUAUGACGUUGCGCAAUACUGUGCUCGGGCUUUAUGCGAUGCCUUCUCAGGUCUGGGAGUGUUCAUCGAAGACGAGAUUGCGGCAAGGGAGGGGCCGCCUGCGCCGGAAGUAGUAGAACAAGCGGCUGCCGAGGCGGCCACGAGCGGCAUAAGCGUGGAUCCAAAGAUAAAAGAUGAUGUUUUCUGA